CUUCAUUCCGUCUCCCUCGUUCUUUCUCUAGCAACCAUCACUUCUUUCCCGCCAAACUCUCUCUCAACCAUGAAAGGCGUUGGCCAACGGUUUUUCAAACUUCCCGCCAAGUCGAAGAGGCCUCUCUACCUCAUCACGGCCACUGCUGCUGUCGCUGCUCUGGCCCACCAAUCAAACCCUAAUCACGCCACCCCCUUCCUCGACGACCUGCCUCUCCCUUCUUCCAUUGCCGUCGGAUUCCAUGCCAUUGCCCGCUCGUCUCGCGCUCUCUACACUAUCGCUUCCAAUGUUAUUGACUACAAGUAUUCUUUGCAUGGGUUAUCGCCAGAUUCCGAUGAAUAUCGCAGUAAAAUGUCGGAGGUUCAUCUUCGCUCAGCCAAGAGGAUUUUGAAGUUAUGUGAAGUCAAUAAAGGUUUUUAUGUGAAAGCGGGUCAGUUCGUUGCAUCCUUGCGACCUGUCCCAACAGAAUACUCUUCAAUUCUUUCCUCCUUGCAAGACCAGGCAGUUCCUUGUCACUUCAAAGCUAUUAGAGAAGUAUUAAUUAACAAUCUGGGCAAGGAUUUACCCGAUAUAUUUUUGUUAUUUGAUGAACAACCAAUAGCUGCGGCAUCAAUUGCUCAAGUACAUCGUGCAUUGUUGAAAGAUCAUCAAGAAGUAGCAAUUAAGGUGCAGUACCCGAGCUUAGAGAGCCAGAUGAAAAUAGACAUUACAACCAUGGCUAUCCUCUCAAAUGUUGUUGCUAGGAUUUUUCCUGAAUACAGGUUUACGUGGAUGGUAUCAGAAUUUGAGAAGACAAUUACUUUGGAACUUGAUUUUGUUCAGGAAGCAAAGAACUCUGAGAGAACUGCCAGAAACUUUAAAAACAACAGAGUGGUCACAGUCCCUCGUGUAUUUUGGGAUUUGACAACAAGGCAGGUUUUGACAAUGCAGUUUUGCGAUGGACACAAGGUAGAUGACUUGGAAUUCUUGGAAACAACAGGAAUAAAUCCAGUAAAGGUCGCAAAAGCAUUGAUGGAAAUAUUUGCUGAAAUGAUAUGUGUAUAUGGUUUUCUGCAUGGAGAUCCACAUCCCGGCAAUAUAUUAGUUUCUCCAAAAGGUCGCGGAGGCUUCUCCCUGGUUCUUUUGGAUCAUGGCAUCUAUAAGGAGUUGGAUGAAGGAUUCAGAUUGAAAUAUUGUCAACUGUGGAAGGCUCUUAUUCUUCAGGACUCGUGCAAAAUACAGCAACUAGGUGAACAAUUUGGUGUUGGAAAGUAUGCAAGAUACUUUCCAGUUAUUUUCACUGGGAGAACUAUUGACAGUAAAUCAGCACUGGGGAGAGGAAUGUCAAUUGAGGAGAAAAGGAAUCUGAAGCAGGAACUGAAUUCUUUAAAUAUGGGUGAUGUUUCUUCAUUUAUGGAAUCACUGCCGCCUGACUUUCUUACAAUAUUACGGACAGAUGGAUUACUGAGGUCAAUAGUUCGCAAGCUGGGUGCAUCAUCUCGUGUUCGGCUACUAGCUUAUGCAAAAUAUGCAGUGUACGGUCUUGCAACCAAGUCCGACACAGAUGCUGGUUCUGCAGUUGAUUAUUUUCUCUCAAGAUUCAGAACAAGAGUGAGUUAUGUUCAACUGAGGGCACUUGUUGAAAUCCUGGAGUUUCUUUCAUUGGUGGAGGCAUUCAGACAUUCACUCAUGGAUACAUUGAAGAGGAUGCUGUUCGAAGCUGUUCAUUUCUUUAAUAGAGGUUUCCUCAAGUUGAAACCGUGAACAGUUACUGGCUGUGCUGUUUUUCCAAAGAUUAUUGGGUAUUAUGACAGACCACAGGGAAAGAUAUGAAAAGAGAAGGCAAGAAAUGCAAAUGUCACAUCGAAAUUGCUCCUUUUGAUUAUGCAGAUGGGCAAUGUUGUACAUGCAGUUUAUAUUCUUUGUACUAGUAAUUUUCUAAUCAUUGCCACAAUAUAUGGCAUCUCGUCCAA
This is a messenger RNA of Magnolia sinica, 1952 nucleotides long. RefSeq lists its product as uncharacterized. The coding region runs from base 70 to 1743 and encodes 557 amino acids. Lineage: Eukaryota; Viridiplantae; Streptophyta; Magnoliopsida; Magnoliales; Magnoliaceae. The transcript is spliced from 16 exons. The record is from RefSeq and is a predicted model, not a curated record.